GCGAGGCCAGUCGGUCAUCUAUAAAAGAACUGGCGGCGGCGGCGACAAAUUUUAUAAGAAUUUCGGACUCGAACGCGAACGAAUCCCGUCAAGAAAUGUCGCUGGUGCCCACCACAUAUCGCGAUUUGUCGCGGGAAUUGGACCGACCACGUCCCAUCUACCAGCCUCCGUAUGAUUUUCAACUCUAUCCGUAUCUGUGGGACGAUCCCCGGGUCUGGUGGCCGGCCCACACCAGCAGGAGUGACAUGAUGCGUCCGCUGGACGAGCUGGUGACCCGACGGGUGAGGAACCAGCUGAUCCAAUCGACGCCCUACGACUGGUCCUAUCCGAUGAGAUGGGACAACUACUAUUCCGGUGAACGGGUCCAUGUGGAUGAGAAGGGAUUCCGUAUCGACAUCGAUGUCCGGCAGUUCCAUCCCCAUGAAAUAGUGGUCAAGACCAACGACGACUACAUCAUCGUCCAGGGUAACCAUAACCGCCGCAGCGAGGGCUCCAACGGACUGGUGGAGCGUCACUUUGUUCGAAAGUAUCUACUGCCCCGGGGCUACAAUGCCAACGAGGUGAUCUCGGACAUCUCCUCCGAUGGUGUUCUGACCAUCAAGGCACCUCCGCCGCCGCCAGCCAAGUACUAUGCUCCCGGGGAGCGAUUGGUCCGUGUCCAUGAGACGGGCAAGCUGGCCCUGCCCUGGAAAUAAGCCCCAAGGCCCAGGCAGAGGAGGCGGAACAGAAGCGCCAAACUCAAGGUGAACUAUUUUCAGAUGAGAACAAGUGCAGCCGAACACUUAGAUUGGAUUCAAGCAUAAAUAAAAUACAAAAUGUACUCGUAGGUAAUAUAUACACUCAGAUAUAAAAUGCGCAAUAAAUAUUUGGUAGAAACAA
Molecule: messenger RNA, 879 nt
Organism: Drosophila ananassae
Lineage: Eukaryota; Metazoa; Arthropoda; Insecta; Diptera; Drosophilidae
Product: heat shock protein 27
Exons: 1
Coding region: 96-695 (199 amino acids)
Biological process (GO): response to heat; protein refolding
Molecular function (GO): protein folding chaperone
Source: RefSeq, a predicted model, not a curated record